Drosophila obscura is the source of this 1104-nucleotide messenger RNA. RefSeq lists its product as uncharacterized. Gene Ontology annotation, molecular function: nucleic acid binding. NCBI's taxonomy places the organism in Eukaryota, Metazoa, Arthropoda, Insecta, Diptera, Drosophilidae. The transcript is spliced from 2 exons. The record is from RefSeq and is a predicted model, not a curated record. Gene Ontology annotation, biological process: DNA integration. Bases 241 to 951 code for a protein of 236 amino acids.
GCCCGAGCAGGGACUUUGGGAUUAGUUUUCGUUUUAAAUCGUUGUUCGACCAGAACGCUGUUCGCGAGUUAAAGCCGCGAAAAAACCGCCAAUCGACAAUCCAGAAGGAAGAUCACGGAAUUGGAGACCGCCAUCCACACCUACAACCGAAGCAGAACAUGGACAUUGAGUUGCCAACGCCCAGGGAAGUGGAUUCAUCCGACGACCAGCUUCAUCGCAAGACGUGGCGUUCCGCUGAGGAUGUAUUCCGACAACGGGACAAAUUUCGUCGGAGCCCGGAACGAGCUGCAGAGGCUUCAGGAAGCGUUCGAGGAGCAGCAGUCCAGCCUGAGGACGUUCGCAGCGGAGCAAGGGAUGGAGUGGAAAUUCAUCCCCCCGCGAGCACCGCACUUCGGCGGUUUAUGGGAGGCGGCAGUCAAGUCGGCAAAGCUCCUGAUCGUGCGGCAGGUCGCGGACGCCGCGCUCACCGAGAGCGAGGUGAGGACCGUGUUGGCCGAGGCCGAGGCCAUCAUGAACUCCAGGCCGCUCACUCCAGCCAGUACGGAUCCGAACGACGGAGAGGUGCUGACGCCAGGCCAUUUUUUAAUCGGCCAGCCCCUUCGUUCGCUGCCGCAAGAGUGCGAGCCAGACGGACGGAGCAGCGGUACCACCUUUACCAAGAGGUGGCAACUACUCUCAGAGCUCAAACGACGGUUCUGGCAGGCUUGGUCGAAGGACUACGUCCACAACCUGCAAGCACGCAGCAAAUGGCAAACCCCAGAGGCCAACAUCGAGGUCGGCGCCAUGGUGGUGGUCCACAACGACCAUACGCCGCCGCAGCGGUGGAUCACCGGCAGGGUCACCAGCGUCGUCGUGGGAGCAGACGGCAAGGUCAGGGUGGCAGAGGUGCGAACAGGAGGGGGCGUGAUUAGACGCCCGAUCCAUAAGCUGGCACUUUUGCCGAUAUGUUGAAGCCCGACGUGCGGUCGUUCAAGGCGGCCGGAAUGUCGUUACACAAUAGAAUAAGAGUAAAUAAGUAGAAAACCAAUGAAGUUAUGUAUGGAAUGUAAUGUAGUUCGUAAGGUUACGACAUGAAGUCCCGCCACUGUAAAUCAUAGCAACAUG